Messenger RNA from Drechmeria coniospora, 219 nucleotides. RefSeq lists its product as uncharacterized. Bases 1 to 219 code for a protein of 72 amino acids. The transcript has a single exon. Lineage: Eukaryota; Fungi; Ascomycota; Sordariomycetes; Hypocreales; Ophiocordycipitaceae. The record is from RefSeq and is a predicted model, not a curated record.
AUGAAGCGGCGCCAGGUGCCAACGACAAGCAAGCAGCAAGCAAAAAACCACGCGCGACGGGAGGCCACGGGUACGGCAGCUGGCUUGAUCGAUGUUGUCGGUGUUGCAUCCAUCAAUCCGGCCAUGUUCGUCGCCAUCGCCUUCGUCUUCAUCAGGCACUCUCUCCAUGCCACAGCGCCUCAGGCCGAUCCGGAAAUCCCCACAUCACGGCAAAUGUAG